This is a messenger RNA of Hyalella azteca, 1919 nucleotides long. Its product is annotated as rab proteins geranylgeranyltransferase component A 1. The record is from RefSeq and is a predicted model, not a curated record. The transcript has 10 exons. Gene Ontology annotation, biological process: small GTPase-mediated signal transduction; vesicle-mediated transport; protein geranylgeranylation. Gene Ontology annotation, molecular function: GDP-dissociation inhibitor activity. Gene Ontology annotation, cellular component: Rab-protein geranylgeranyltransferase complex; cytosol; nucleus. NCBI's taxonomy places the organism in Eukaryota, Metazoa, Arthropoda, Malacostraca, Amphipoda, Hyalellidae. The annotation marks the transcript as partial.
UGACUUUGACAGAACCUGGAGAUGAUGUUGAUUUCAUGUGUGAGGAAGGACAGACGGUGGUGCUGCUCAACAGACCUGCAACUGUUUACUCCAACAUCCGUUCUCAAUGGCAUACCAGACAAGAAUCAGAGCAUAUGGAUGCUGUGGACAAUGCUUUGCCUGAAGAUCAUUUGAAAGAUGCAGAUAUUCCUCAAACAACAUCAACCUCAAAGAUGUCAAAAAGUGAAAUGCUACGGGAGUCUCGACGGUAUAACAUCGAUUUAGCACCAAAAAUCCUGUACUCGAGAGGUCAAAUGGUCGAGCUGCUCAUAUCUUCAAACGUGGCCAGGUAUCUGGAGUUCAAGUGCAUCACGCGGCAGUUGUGCUGGAGGGAGGACCAGCUGUUCUCUGUCCCCUGCAGUAGAGCGCAGGUCUUCAGUUCAAAGGCCGUCAGUUUGCUGCAGAAAAGAAUCCUGAUGAAAUUUUUACAGUUUGCUGCCGUCUACACCGAACAGCCAGAGCGCUGGCAAGACCUGCAGCAGUACGUGCUGGAGGGCAUGACGAUGUGCAGCCCUCAUGCCACCGUCGAGGAGGGGCUACGCGCCCUGCACCUCUUCCUCACCAGCCUGGGGCGCUAUGGGGCGUCGCCCUUCCUGGCGCCCCUCUAUGGCAGCGGCGAACUCCCUCAGGCCUUCUGCAGAUUGUGUGCCGUGUUUGGAGGAACGUACAUCCUGGAGCGCGGCAUCUUGUCUGUCUUGACUGCUGACGCUGGACGGCAGCCUGCUGCUCCUGACACUGUCAGCAGCAGCACCACUGCUGACAAUGGAAAGGUCGGCAGCAGCACUGCUGACGCUUCUCACACAGCUGCUCCUGACACUGUCAUCAGUAGCAACGCUGACGAAGGAAAUGUCAGCGGUCCUGUUGUUCUAAGUGUGCUCUCUGAAGGGCGUCGCUUCAGCUGUAAGCACCUGGUCCUUGAGGACGUUUACUGUGACGCCUUCUCUUGUUCCAGUGGCACUUCGUCGCUCUCAAGAGCCGUCGCUAUUGUUGAUAGGGAUAUUCUUCAAUCUUUCCCGUCGUCGGAAGAACUUGCCUCGACCGAUGCAGGUUCAGGUCAGACAUCGCAGGUCAGCAGCACUGGGGGCGUGUCUCUGGUGCUGCUGCCGGGACCCGCUGGACAACCCAUCACAGCCAUGCAGUUCGCUGCCGACACCAGCACCUGCGCCCCCAACACCUGGCUUCUGCACCUCACCUGCACCGGCAACAACGCAGAAGAAGACCUCCGCCCAACACUAGACAAGCUUCUCGAUCAUUAUCGCCGCUGUGGUCCUCGCAACGCCCCUAGACCGCCAUCACCUUCUUCAAACACUCCUGGCGGGGUAGAAACUGCAACAACUCGAGAGGCAGGAGCUGCUCUCGACACUCCACCUACGGAUGAAUCAGACUCCACUCAACGUAACGAGUCGUGUAGCGGUGACGACUCUGAGUCCGCUUCACAAUCUGGAGUUUUGGCACCUGCAGUCGGAGGCACAGAAGCCGCGUUAGACUCGGGAGGAAAUGUCGAGUCGCCUCUUUUGUAUUCUCUCUAUUUUAAUCAGGUAAUGACACGAACUUUAUGUGUUCAGGCAAAGCGCGUCUUCAGCUCCAUGUAUCCUGGGGAAGACUUCAUGCCUCGCGCUCCUGACGCCGACGAGAUCAUCUUUGAUGAUCCUACCCCGGCUGAUGAUGGGGCGGCGGCUGAUGAUGGGGCGGCGGCUGAUGAUGGGGCGGCGGCUGAUGAUGGGGCGGCGGCCGAUGAUGGGGCACCGCCCGAUGAUGGGGCACCGGCCGAUGAUGAAGCGACGGCUGAUGAUGGGGCGGCGGCCGAUGAUGGGGCGGCGACCGAUGAUGGGGCCCCGGCCGAUGAUGGGGCGGUUGGACUCAGAAGACGUCGAUAUUGA